AUGGCAUUCCGACCACCAAAGAAACCGCUCAGCUUGCUAGGUUACCACAGAAUCCUCUCGCCAACCGCAGGAGUCCGCGUCUCUCCCCUAUGUCUUGGGGCCAUGAACUUUGGCACAGCGUGGCAACAAUUCAUGGGCGAAUGCAGCAAGGAAACCGCGUUCGGGAUGCUGGACUAUUUCUACGAACAGGGUGGCAACUUCAUUGACACCGCCAACAACUACCAGGCCGGGGAAAGCGAGAGCUGGCUCGGCGAGUGGAUGCAGAAGCGCAACAACCGCGACGAUAUCGUCCUCGCCACGAAAUUCACAAUCGGCUUUCGACCUCAGGACGCUCCGGAGAAGCUCCAGUCCAACUUCCAAGGCAACCAUUCCAAGUCGCUGCGGCUCUCCGUCGAGCAUAGCCUUAAAAAGCUGCAGACGACCUACGUUGACCUACUUUACGUGCACUGGUGGGACUUCUCCACCUCCAUUCCCGAGCUAAUGAACGGUCUGCACAAUAUGAUCGUUAACGGCAAGGUCCUUUACUUGGGGAUAUCCGACUGCCCGGCCUGGAUCGUCGUGAAAUGCAACGAGUAUGCGCGGCAUCACGGACUCACCCAGUUCAGCGUUUAUCAGGGCUUGUGGAAUGCAGCUGUGCGCGAUUUCGAAAGGGACAUCAUUCCCAUGUGCGAAGCAGAAGGCAUGGGUCUAGCUCCGUGGGGUGCCUUGGGCCGCGGCAUGUUCAAGCUGGCCGAAGAGUAUGACGAUCCUGAGCGCGAAGGCCGCAAGAUGGGCCCUGAGCAGGAUCCAAAGUACCGGCGCGUUGCGAAAGUGCUGAAUGAGAUAGCCAAGAAGAAGAACACGGUGAUUACCAGCAUUGCGUUGGCGUACGUCAUGCAUAAGACUCCUUACGUGUUCCCCAUUGUCGGUGGCCGAAAGAUCGAGCACCUUGAGGGCAACGUCGAAGCUCUCUCGAUCCAAUUGACACCGGAGGAGAUCGAAGAAGUCGAAGCAGCCGAGCCUUUUGAUGCUGGGUUCCCACUAGGCUUCCUGUUUGAGUUCGGCGGUACGAAAUAUAACUUGCGUAACACGACGCAAGAUAUCUACCUAGUCAGCUCGAACGCGGCGAUCACAUCUGUGCCGAAAUUACUGCCUAUUCAGCCCGCCAACGUCGCCAAGCGGUUUGAAGCCUCGUAA
Baudoinia panamericana UAMH 10762 is the source of this 1176-nucleotide messenger RNA. RefSeq lists its product as uncharacterized. Bases 1 to 1176 code for a protein of 391 amino acids. Lineage: Eukaryota; Fungi; Ascomycota; Dothideomycetes; Mycosphaerellales; Teratosphaeriaceae. The record is from RefSeq and is a predicted model, not a curated record. The transcript has 2 exons.